GGCGGGGCGGGACUCUGGCCUGACCUAUACGUGGGUGCGCCUGUUUUUCUGGUUCAGCCCUGGGUUGCAGCCCUGGAGAUGAUGUCGACCUUGGGAGAGACCACUGCACUGUCUCUAGCGGCGCGGUGUGGAGGAGGGAAGGGCGAGGGUUAGAAAAACGGACCUUUACCCUGGCCGAGCAGGUGCCAUGCCUUUCCGGAUGAUGUUACUUUUGUGCCGUUUAUGAGCGACUAAGACAUUGCGCCGCACCUGAAUAACUUAAAGCCUUCACCUAAAGCCCCCAGUGAGAUGCACAAAGAAAUGGAAUGUCUCCAAAACAUAUUUUUUUCAGAACUUUCUCUAAAACAACUCACGCUGCUGAUACCCCAGAGCCAAAGGUGCCAUAAUUGCUGAAGUUUAAAAGAAAAUUUAUACAAGGAAUAAGUAAUUCAGGAAACGGAACCCAAUCUAGAGAUGAAGUGAUUGAGAAGAAACAGUGAACAUCCUCAUUUCACAGAUAAGACAGCAUGGAUCAGCCUUUUACUGUGAAUUCUCUGAAAAAGUUAGCUGCUAUGCCUGACCAUACAGAUGUUUCCCUAAGCCCAGAAGAGCGAGUCCGUGCCCUAAGCAAACUUGGUUGUAAUAUCACCAUCAGUGAAGACAUCACUCCACGACGUUACUUUAGGUCUGGAGUAGAGAUGGAGAGGAUGGCGUCUGUGUAUUUGGAAGAAGGAAAUUUGGAAAAUGCCUUUGUUCUUUAUAAUAAAUUUAUAACCUUGUUUGUAGAAAAGCUUCCUAACCAUCGAGAUUACCAGCAAUGUGCAGUACCUGAAAAGCAGGAUAUUAUGAAGAAACUGAAGGAAAUUGCAUUCCCAAGGACAGAUGAAUUGAAAAACGACCUUUUAAAGAAAUAUAACGUAGAAUACCAAGAAUAUUUGCAAAGCAAAAACAAAUAUAAAGCUGAAAUUCUCAAAAAACUGGAGCAUCAGAGAUUGAUAGAGGCAGAAAGGAAGCGGAUUGCUCAGAUGCGCCAGCAGCAGCUAGAAUCGGAGCAGUUUCUGUUUUUCGAAGAUCAACUCAAGAAGCAAGAGUUAGCCCGAGGUCAGAUGCGAAGUCAGCAAACCUCGGGGCUGUCGGAGCAGAUUGAUGGGAGCGCUUUGUCCUGCUUUUCCACACAGCAGAACAAUUCCUUGCUGAAUGUAUUUGCAGAUCAACCUAAUAAAAGUGAUGCAACCAAUUAUGCUAGCCACUCUCCUCCUGUAAACAGGGCCUUAACGCCAGCUGCUACUCUAAGUGCUGUUCAGAAUUUAGUGGUUGAAGGACUGCGAUGUGCAGUUUUGCCAAAAGAUCUUUGCCACAAAUUUCUGCAGCUGGCAGAAUCUAAUACAGUGAGAGGAAUAGAAACCUGUGGAAUACUCUGUGGAAAACUGACACAUAAUGAAUUUACUAUUACUCAUGUAAUUGUGCCAAAGCAGUCUGCGGGACCAGACUAUUGUGACGUGGAGAAUGUAGAGGAAUUAUUCAAUGUGCAGGAUCAACACGAUCUCCUCACUCUAGGAUGGAUUCAUACGCAUCCCACUCAAACUGCAUUCUUAUCCAGCGUUGAUCUUCACACUCACUGUUCCUAUCAACUCAUGUUACCAGAGGCCAUUGCCAUUGUUUGCUCACCAAAGCAUAAAGACACUGGCAUCUUCAGGCUCACCAAUGCUGGCAUGCUUGAGGUUUCUGCUUGUAAAAAAAAGGGCUUUCAUCCACACACCAAGGAGCCCAGGCUGUUCAGUAUAUGCAAACAUGUGUUGGUAAAAGACAUAAAAAUAAUUGUGUUGGAUCUGAGGUGAUAUGUUCUGAAUGUAAGCACCAUCAACAUCAGACACCUACUCACGGACAUGUGGUUGCCGGAUUUUCUUAAGAUGUUUCCAGAAAUGACUGAUAUUUUAUAUUUAUACAUUUUAGAUCAGAAAGCUUGAUAUUUAUUGCUGUUGCACAUUUUGAAGUUUUCUUUUUGGGUUGCUCUGUGUCAAGAGAGGUUACAUGGUGUUAAAUCUGUACCUAAUAAUGUGCCCAAAUACUAUGACCAGAUAAUAAAUUGUGCUGCAAACAA
This is a messenger RNA of Macaca mulatta (Rhesus monkey), 2080 nucleotides long. NCBI's taxonomy places the organism in Eukaryota, Metazoa, Chordata, Mammalia, Primates, Cercopithecidae. The record is from RefSeq and is a predicted model, not a curated record.